Messenger RNA from Capsicum annuum, 593 nucleotides. RefSeq names its product protein DETOXIFICATION 7-like. The transcript is spliced from 2 exons. Gene Ontology annotation, cellular component: membrane. Gene Ontology annotation, biological process: transmembrane transport. Lineage: Eukaryota; Viridiplantae; Streptophyta; Magnoliopsida; Solanales; Solanaceae. Bases 118 to 513 code for a protein of 131 amino acids. The record is from RefSeq and is a predicted model, not a curated record. Gene Ontology annotation, molecular function: xenobiotic transmembrane transporter activity; antiporter activity.
UUUAGUCAUGGAAGAGGCUUUGCUGCUGCCAGAAAAGAGGGAAAAUUAUUUGAGGAUUACAACAUAUGGGCUUCCUUUUUGGAAGCAUUGAAGAAGGUGAGCUACAUAGCUAUACCUAUGGUAUUGGCCACUGUUUCACAACACCUUGUAAGAGUUUUGUCAAUGAUGAUGAUUGGACAUCUGGGUGAACUUUCACUGUCUGGAGCUUCUGUUGCUACCUCUCUCACCAAUGUUACUGGCUUCAGUGUCAUUUUGGGAAUGUAUAGUGGCUUAGAAACACUUUGUGGGCUAGCUUAUGGAGCUGAACAAUUCAAGAAAUUAGGCAUUUACACUACUGGAGCUAUUAUAUCUCUCCUUUGGUCUGCAUACCAAUAUCUAUACUAUGGUCAUUUGUUGACAAAAGUUCUUAUUUUCAUGCAUCAAGAUCCUUUGAUCUCCACAGAAGCAGGAAAAUAUUCAAUCUGGCUAUUAGUUUCACUCUUCCCUUUCGCGAUUAUGCAAGCACUUGUAUGAUACUUGCAGACUCAGCUUGAUUCUUCCAAUGGUUCUUAGCUCUAUCGCAACACUAUGUUUUCAUGUGCCAGUUUGUUGGU